UCAAUUAAAGAAAGCUGAAGAUUAAACAUCUCAUCAUUUCCACCGGUUUCCCAUUACAUGGCGAUCCUGCCAUACUAGUAAAACAUCAGUGUUGAAUAAUUCUGACCAAUAUUCGUAAAGUGUUUAGUCGGAUGAAUAAAGGGAUGGCAAAGUGAAAAAUUCGAAGAACUUAAAAUGGGAAGUUCAAAUUCCAAGGACACCACCCAGACGGUAAAAGAAAAUGGAGCGAUCAAUUCGAACUUCAUUGUACAAGAGAGCAUAUAAAAUGCACAAAAAAAAUUUGGUGAGGAGGUUCAGGCGAGAGGCUACUGCAUCAAGGGCGUCUGUGGCAGCAAUCUAGUGAUAGGAGGCAGCGACGAAAACAUUCCGUGAGUGAAGUUAAAGUGCUGUUGUGUGCGUGGAACAAAGGGUGAGCUCGUUUUGACUAGUUAUGAUGACAAUUGCGGUUUAUUUUUAAUUAACAGUUGAUAGAAAUUUUAUGCAGGCUCAAAAAAGAGAAGCUGUAUUAGGCAACCUUUCAAUAAUAAUAACUGAAUUGAAAAAACAAUCUAAAAGAAUACUAAAGAAAAAUGUUCCAAAGAGCAAUUCAAUUAGAAUUGAAGUUCGAGAUAAUUUGGUAGCUCUCUUCAACGAGUUUACAAAAAGCGUAGCUAGUUCUUGGCAAUAUUUAGAUAAUACAGAUAGGCAAUCAAUAAAAACUGAUUUUCACUAUAUCCGAGACAAGGUUAUUCGUUCUUUUCAAACUUUAGGUGUUAAAUAUCAGGUUCCAGUGUCUUGUGUAGAACAAAUCAAUAUAUUAUCGUUAGAAGAGGAGUCCCAAGACGAAGACGAAAAAAUCAUGGCGAUGACUACAACAGAAUUUUUCAAUUUGGCAAGCAAAAUCAUUCCAAAUCAGUUCGACGGAAAUGUUGAUAAUUUGAGAUCCUUUUUAGAUUCGUUAGAACUCCUUCAGGAGAAUAGCGCGGAUCACCAGGAUAGAGCCGUGUCUUUUGUAAAAACUAGACUAGUCGGAAAGGCGCGUAAUUUAAUUUCUGACGGAGAUGAUCUAAAUGAUAUUGCGAGGAAGUUGAAACAUGCCUUAAAAGGUGAAAGUUCGAACCUUCUAACAGCCAAAUUAUUGAAUUUAAGGCAAAACCAUAAGGACACUUCCACUUAUGCAGCAGAGAUUGAGCAGUUGGCUCAGAAAUUACAAAAUGCUUUCAUAAGUGAGGGUGUUCCUAAUGAAGUAGCCGAAAAAUAUGCAGUUCAAACUACUUCCAGGGCACUUAGUCAAAAUUCAAAUACCGAAAGAGCUCGUGUAGUGAUAGAAGCUGGCAAUUUCAGCUCUGUCCAGGAAAUCAUGACAAAAUUUUUAAACGUUAACACUCAACCGUCGCCUGCAAACAACGUAUUCUUUAUGAAUAACAAUAGUAAUUCACGCAACAGAUAUCCGUUCAAUAAUAACCGGCGUGGUUCAGGGAAAAAUUUUCAAAAUUCAUACCGUGGUUUCAGAAAUUCACACAAUUUCAAUGCCGGGAGAGGUCAAUAUCGAUUCGCUGGAAAUAGGUAUGACAAUAAUAGUAGACCUAGUGGCAGAGGUAACGGACAAACCAAUGCCAAUGUCAGAUUUUUGGAAUUGUCAAACCAGGGAAACCAAUCGGACCCCCAACCGGUUCGAUUGGGGGAGACAGAGCAAUAA
Molecule: messenger RNA, 1678 nt
Organism: Coccinella septempunctata (seven-spotted ladybird)
Lineage: Eukaryota; Metazoa; Arthropoda; Insecta; Coleoptera; Coccinellidae
Exons: 2
Coding region: 479-1678 (399 amino acids)
Source: RefSeq, a predicted model, not a curated record